This is a messenger RNA of Gadus chalcogrammus (walleye pollock), 1286 nucleotides long. It is a transcript of the gene sys1, whose product is annotated as SYS1 golgi trafficking protein. Gene Ontology annotation, cellular component: trans-Golgi network; Golgi membrane. Lineage: Eukaryota; Metazoa; Chordata; Actinopteri; Gadiformes; Gadidae. The transcript is spliced from 4 exons. The record is from RefSeq and is a predicted model, not a curated record. Gene Ontology annotation, biological process: protein localization to Golgi apparatus; Golgi to plasma membrane protein transport; Golgi to endosome transport. Bases 330 to 800 code for a protein of 156 amino acids.
UACUUUUGUUAUCCGGUUCAAUUAUUUUGACCUAGCUUACUUGUUGGUUUUGUUUUGCGUAUACAAGACAAGGGGGGCCAAACAUAUAUAGACGUGUCAGAUUGAUCAUAUAAACGGUUUCUUCCGGGGCCGAGCUGCUGCGUGGCUUUUCGCCCCUGUCGGGGUUUUGGAUGAGGCGUUUCGCCCACUCACAGCUGAACAGACUCUUGUUUUCGGGCAAAGAACGGUUCUGCUGUCAAGGAACUACGAUGAAGUUGCCUCAGUCAAAUUAAACAAUUCAAACUCACUGCUUUCAUCAGCUUUGAGAAGGUCCCCGAGUUUACAGUGCAAUGGCCAGCCAUUUCAGAAGCUACAUCUGGGACCCAGUCCUUAUCGUUUCACAAAUUGUACUGAUGCAGUGCAUCUACUACAGCUUCUUGGGACUGUGGAUGGCAGGAGUAGACAGCCUUGUGCAGAUUAACCGCUCUCUGGACCAAAUAUUUAGCUAUCAAGUUCUUGGAUUUGCAACUAUACAAGGCAGACUUUCAAUGAUGGCAUUUGUUUUAAAUUCUCUUACAUGUGCCCUCGGUCUGUGGUUUUUUAUCCGCCGAGGGAAGCAGUGCCUGGACUUCACCGUCACGGUCCACUUCUUCCACAUGAUUGGCUGCUGGAUCUACAACGCCCACUUUCCAGCUGCUCUGUCCUGGUGGCUCGUCAACAUUGCUUGCAUGGCUUUGAUGGCUGUGAUUGGGGAGUACCUGUGCAUGCGGACUGAGCUCCGGGCAAUCCCUGUCAACACGGGACCCAAAUCCAACCUGUGACUCACUGACCGCACACUGUGAUGCCGAUGUGGGUACCAGUGGACAGGACAAUUGACCUUGGGAGUUUGGUCAGUGAGGGUUUUGGACUCAAAGAGCAAGCAACAGAUGCAAAUAGACUGUUGAUUUAACAGAGAUAAAAACCACAAGACCAACCCUUUUUUUUCAUAAUUGUCCAUCUUACACUGAAAAUCGUUCAUUUGUAUGCCAAUUAAGAUGCAAUGCUAAAAUGGUUUUAGAUGCAGGUUAAUGUGUUCCAUAUUAUAUACAAUUUAUUUUGCAUCAGAAAACGCACUAUUGGAUAAGGUGGUGUCUGAAAUGUCCAUCGAUUUGUACAGUGUUAUGUAUCCUAGUGUAAACCAGCUGGGGAUCUUGUUUGCUUACAUCAACGUACUUGGCAUAUUGGAUGUUGGAUAAAAGCUUGUUUUCUGGGUUGAAUCUCAAAAUGGCGACUGUGGCUCAUAGUUUGCAGAUUGCUUCUAUAAUGCU